Molecule: messenger RNA, 4568 nt
Organism: Myxocyprinus asiaticus (Chinese sucker)
Lineage: Eukaryota; Metazoa; Chordata; Actinopteri; Cypriniformes; Catostomidae
Exons: 3
Coding region: 1939-2952 (337 amino acids)
Source: RefSeq, a predicted model, not a curated record
CACACACACACACACACACACACAUACAUACGGUAUGUGCACCUUUGAAAAGUUAGAAAAGCAAUGUCUUCUCAUACACAACCAUUACAUCAGCUUGUAAAACACAAUAUAUUCCAGAUUAAUCUUAUAUAAUGGAAGUUAAAUAAAAAUGCACAGAAUACAAAGGAACACACAUUUACAAUGUUAAUUUUAAGACAUUAAGAAAAACACUUGUAAAAGCUACAAUGUUAAAACAUAUGCAGUGUCUUAUCACCACUUAAAAAUAUAUUUUGGAUGUUUAUAAGACAUUGCUUUUGUCACUUUACUGAAAACAUACCUAAUAUAUAUUAUAAAAACAGAUAUAAUUCAUUAUAACUUCUAAAGAUAUAAUGUUAUGUUAUGAAUAGUUAAGUGUUAUAAUGUACUAUCAUUGUGUUUAUAAUUAUUUAUGAAACGUUAUUACAUAUUAUUUGAGACAUUACGAACGCAUUACCAUGCAUUUAAAAUGCCUGUACAAUGCAUUAUAAAUAUAGGCUUCAUAGAAAAUGUUAGCAAAAAAAACAAACCAUACUUUAUUAGUAUGUUUGUCUUGUUUUCCAGUAAAAAUAUCAAAACAUCCUUAAAACUCUUUUUAGGAAAUGCAGCUUGAAUUAAGUUAGUGUACACUAUUGGCAAAUAUUGUUUCUUGUUUUAAGGAAAAACCUCUCAAAAAUGUGUUGGUAAGAAAAAUUCAAUUCAAAAACACAAUUCAAAAUCUAUUCUAUUCAAAACAAGACAUGUCUUUUGCAAGUAAAUCUAUCUUGUUUUAAGGAUGUUCUGAAACUUUUACAAGAAAACAGGACAAAAACACUCAUUAAGAAAAUGAUUUUUACAGAGUAAAGCCUGGCUUAAAGGCUACAUAGAGUUGGGGUGUGUUGUUUAAAAAGAAACACCAUUAUCCGAGAUAAAAAUGUAGUGCAAAUAAUCGAAUUAAAAAUAAUAGUGAGUGUGUUGUAAGGAUAGACCAAUAUAUAAGCCAUGGUAAUAUUGGGCCAUUUUGAGAUUAUCUGCAUCAGCCUUGUCAAUAGAUAAUAAACUUUUAUUUUUUUGUGAAUUUUGACAAUAUUUUCUGUAAAAUCAGUGUAACUUGUGUAUGUCUUAUUUGCCAGCAUUAAAUAGUAUUGUGUGUACAUCAGCAUUAUAUUAGUCAUCAGCUACACUGCUCUAAAGAUACUGUUAUUGGCUGAUGAAAAAUCCACGAAAAAUCACGAGUUCGUUUGCCCAUAUAAUCUUUAAGCUAUUAAGGUUAAACUUAUUUGGCUUGCUGUCCACGAUGGAGGGGCUUUAAAAGCUGACGUUAUAUCUACUAUUGCAAGCCAAGCUCUGAAACUGCCAUUUUUAAUGAGGGUGAUAGCUUGGUCUAUAUCGUGGUAGUGCAAGGAGAAUUCAAAUAUUAAAGGAUUACAAUUAAAUGGAGAAACAGAAGGAAGAAGAGUAGAAUGUGUUGAGAGUGCUGGUUCUUGCCUGGAAAUUGCAGGGAAUAACAUAGAGGGGUUGAUGAGGGCUGGAUUACCAGCGGAACUAUUUUGAGCGCCCGCUGUAUUUUGCCGGGAGGAAAAAGUGGUGGACGAGGAAGUGCGAGAGGCUGCGUCUGGAUUAGCACACUGUGAACGAAAGCGUCCCGAGUGCUGAGACGGGAGGGAGAUAGAGGUGGAUGAGAGCUGAGUUUUGCUCUUAGGGGUAACGUUUGAAUUGUUAUGGGAGCUCACGAGAAGUUUGUAUAGUUGAAUACACCAAGACAAGCCCCAGGCCACUGAACUGAAUACUCUUCUGGCCUCAUUUGACUUGGAAAGACUACACACCACAGCAACUCACAGAUCGGGCAACCAGCUGGACCUCAUUUUUACACGUAACUGUACCAACUCAAAUUUUCUUGUUACUCUUCUACAUGUCUCUGAUCACUACUUUGUUCAAUUCAACAUGACUCUCCCAUCUACAUUAAAACCGUCUCCACCUUUGGUUUCCUUUCACCAUAACCUCCGUUCUCUUUCACCCUCACGCCUUUCCACUGCUGUCUCUACCUCUCUUCCCACACUAAAUGUAUUUUCCACGCUUGAUGUAAACACUGCCACAGACACAUUAAGCUCUACUUUAACAACCUGUCUAGACAACAUCUGUCCUAUCUCCUCUAGGCCAGCAUGCACUACACCACCCAGCCCCUGGCUGUCUGAUGACCUUCGUGAACAUCAGACUGACCUCAGGGCAGCUGAGAGGAGAUGGUGGAAAUCUAAAGAUUCAGCAGAUCUAGGUAAAUAUCAGUUUCUGCUUGCAACAUUUUCAGAUAACUUUAAAUCUGCAAAAAACUCCUAUUACCAGAACAAGAUCAACAGCACCACAGACACUCGCAGCUUGUUUAGAACAUUCAACACACUUCUCUGCCCUCCCCCUCCACCACCUGACACAUCACUGACACCAGAUGUCUUCGCCUCAUUUUUUACUAAUAAGGUUACAUCCAUCAGCAAUACAUUCUCAGCACCAUACUCUGUCAAACACCUGUCCCCUGUAUGCAACUCUUCUGUCUUUAUGUUCUCUCCUCUGACUGACACUGAGGUCUCUAAACUCCUCCUCUCCAACCACCCCACCACCUGUUCUCUUGACCCCAUUCCUUCUCACCUUCUCCAGGCCAUCUCUCCGUCCAUCCUACCUGCACUCACACACCUAAUUAACACAUCUCUACUUACAGGCACCUUUCCCACUACAUUUAAGCAGGCUCGAGUAACUCCGCUGCUGAAGAAACCCGCACUUAACCCCACACAAAUAGAAUACUACAGACCAGUCCUCUCAUCCCAUUCAUGGCAAAAACACUUGAAAGGGCAGUUUUCAAUCAAAUCUCUGCCUAUCUCUCACAGAACAAGCUGCUGGAUGACAAUCAGUCAGGCUUUAAAAGUGGACACUCCACCGAGACUGCCCUGCUGUCUGUCACUAAGUCGCUGAGACAGGUGAAAGCUGAAUCGAGAUCAUCCGUCCUGAUUCUGCUGGACCUUUCUGCAGCCUUUGACACAGUCAACCAUCAGAUCUUACUCUCUACCCUCUCCUCGCUGGGCAUCACAGGAACUAUGCUUGACUGGUUUAAUUCCUAUCUCUCAGCCCAAUGACACCACAGUAACUGAUUGAAUUUUAGCCUGCCUGGCAGACAUCUCAGCCUGGAUGAAGGAACACCACCUGCAACUCAACCCAGCCAAGACUGAACUCCUUGUCUUUCCAGCCAACCCUGCUGUUGAACACAACAUCACUGUGCAGCUGGGUGCAACUACUGUAACGCCUUCCAAAAGGGUCAGAAAUCUAGGGGUAACCAUUGACAACAGACUAAAUUUCACAGACCACAUCUCAAAGACCGCAAGAUCAUGUAGAUUUACACUCUACAAUAUCAGGAAGAUAAGACCCUUCCUCUCUGAACAUGCCACACAACUGCUUGUCCAGUCACUUGUCAUAACUAGACUGGACUACUGUAAAACUCUCAUUGCAGGCCUCCCUGCAUGUGCAAUUAGACCCCUGCAAAUGAUCCAAAAUGCAGCAGCACAUCUGGUCUUUAAUGAACCAAAGACAGUGCAUGUUACACCACUCCACGUCUCUCUCCACUGGCUGCCGGUUGAUGCACGUAUCAAAUUCAAGGCUCUGAUGCUGGCUUACAGAACAGUCACUGGGUCUGCUCCAGCAUACCUAAAAUCAUUUCUGCAGAGCUACGCGCCCACUAGAAGCCUGCAGUCGGCUAAGGAAUGUCGCCUUGUUCUACCAACACAAAGAGGUACCAAAACACUUUCCCGGACUUUCAGCUUCAUCAUACUACGAUGGUGGAAUGACCUUCUCAACUCCAUCCAUGAAGUUGACUCACUCUCUGCCUUCAAAAAAUGACUAAAAACACAUCUUUUCCAUGAGCACUUAACCAGUCAUUAAUAAAAAAAUAAAGGUGUUAAUUUGUUGCACUUUUCAUACCACUGUCUCCUUAAGAUGAUUCGCUUUUGUUUUCCUCUUUUGUAAGUCGCUUUGGAUAAAAGCGUCUGCCAAAUGAAUAAAUGUAAAUGUAAAUGUGAAUUUUUGAAGAUCUGUGGGAGAAAUGUAUUCCAGAACUGGAGAGGGCUUGACGUAGGCUGUUGACAGAUAAUUUAUAAACGGGGACAUGAUGGAGUAACGGCAAGAGAAUGAGGAGAUGAAGUCCGGGAAGAUGGGGAACGAGACCUGGUUAAAGCUGGCUGCCUUGAAGGAGGAGGGGAGAGUGGUCUUCUGGAGUGUGGUUUGUAGGAGCGCUGGAUUUUGGAGCAAAGGCUAUCCAUGCUUGGAAAAGGAAGAUCCAAUCUUGUAUGAGAGGAGAUUGUUGGUGUGUAUGGAAGAAAAGAGAGUUCAUCAUCUGACCGGGAUAGCUGGAUUUCCGGGAGGUCGGACAUGUUUCAGGGAUGGAACGACAAGAUGCUGGAAAAAGCUGAGACAGAAGAGAGGAUUCUCUUGGCAGGCAACAGGAAGUCGAGGAAACAGCGCAGGCCGUCACCACGGUACUGUCUCUCCACCACACCGAAGAGCUGCCACAGCACUGUUGCCGCGGUCGAGCUGAACGG